Messenger RNA from Episyrphus balteatus (marmalade hoverfly), 555 nucleotides. RefSeq names its product ATP synthase subunit e, mitochondrial (gene ATPsynE). The coding region runs from base 161 to 403 and encodes 80 amino acids. Gene Ontology annotation, molecular function: proton transmembrane transporter activity. Gene Ontology annotation, biological process: proton motive force-driven ATP synthesis. NCBI's taxonomy places the organism in Eukaryota, Metazoa, Arthropoda, Insecta, Diptera, Syrphidae. The record is from RefSeq and is a predicted model, not a curated record. The transcript is spliced from 2 exons.
UCACAUUUGUCCCAAAGUACACAUUUCAAAAAGUGUGAACAUUACCUAAAUCGCCUGACAAAACUGACAGCUGUCAACGUUUUUCUGCACAUUCGAGGUUAGAGUUUUUGCUGGAUUUUUUGCCCUGCACACAAUUACAUAAUUGUUCAAUAAGAAAAAAAUGUCGCAAGCUCCAGUGCGUGUUUCUCCUCUAAUCAAAUUCGGCAGAUGGAGUCUGCUCCUUGUCGGCAUUGGUUACGGUGCCUUCCACCAGAACAGACUCGCCACCCGCGAAGUCAAGAUUCGUGAAAUCGAAGCCCAACAAAAGAUUGUCCGCGAUGCUAAGAUUGCCGAAGAGAAGAAGAGGAACGCAGAGGCUGAAAUUAAGGCACUCGAAGAACUCUCCAAACCAUCUAAAAAGUAGAUUUAAUAAUUUCCAAUUUAAAAAAAAUCUAUGUUUAAUCGAAAUCAUCUGAAUCUGUUUCCGAUGGUGGAUUUAUAAGGAUUCAAUAAAUAGUUGUUCAUAACGAUAAAAAAGAAUGUGGUUAACGUGAAUACAUUAAAUUGGUCAUAAUA